AUGUCCGCUCGUGCCGUCGUCCCUGCUCACUUAUCCUACCUCGCAAUAUACAAUCCAUCUCUCGGUCCUACCGAUGAGACCUUACGCGACCAGAUCGUGUUUUACUACUCCCACAAGUUUGAAGUGGACCAAGAGGAGCAGGCAAAAGGAAAAUAUGCUGCCAAUGGAAAACGCCAUGCUGCAUCUGAACCGGACAGACAGCCAAAAGGAAAACAGAAAGAGGAAGAGGAGGCAGAAGAGAAUGAGAGAUUACGGCAGGUCGGGCUGGCACAAGGUAUGGUGAGCUUUGUAAAGAAUUUCUCGAAUGGCGUUCCUCUCGAGUCCAUCGAAACGGGAAAAUCUCGAAUUGUCCUCAAAGAGAUCGAGCCUCAGUGGUGGAUUCUCGCUGCCAUCGACCUGACACAAUUGCCUUCUGUCACAAGAAUCCCCUCCGGACAAAAGCAUUUUGCAAAAUCAGCAACAAAUACCGGCCUAGGUGAUACUGCGUUUAAGGGGGAUAUGGAAUACUCGUCGCGAGAGGUUGCACCAGCACCUUUAUUGCUCGCACAACUUAUGCAUGGAUAUCGUGGAUUCUUGCUUCACCAUGCGACGUCCUUGUCUGAGCUGUGGAAAAAGCAUGAUAACGAUCGAGAUCUGUUUUGCAGCCUUUUGCACAGGUACUGGACACGAUUCAUCUUAAAUUGGGAUGUCCUUUUGCACGGCCAUCCUGUGACAGACAUUUACGACGCUGUCAAACUCGCUGGUGGCGGAGAGCUCGGUGUUGGCGUUGGCGAAGAAGAAUGGGGAAGUGGCGAGAGGGAAGUGCUAGAAGGAUUUGCGAGCCGCACCGAGGGGCUCAUCGAUCUCAUUGUUGGGAGAUACGGGGAUGCUCCUCCGGAGCGCAUUGGCGAAGAGAAAACAAGAGAGAUAAAUGCAGCGCAUCCUCCUCGAGAAUCGCAGCCUUGGUUGGGUAAUGGCGAAGAUUCGAGGGCUGAGGAUGGAGUCAUAUUUUCUGGUGUUGGUGGCAUCUCAAGGCCUUCCCUUAUUACAAUGUCCCAGUGGAUGGAAUCUAUUUACAUGCACGGUGAUGCAGCUUAUGGAGUGGCUGAAAAUCCUGCAUCUCGCCCAAAGCAUCGCAGAAAAAGACGCAAGGUGGAUAAAGGCAGACCGCAAGAAGCAACCUCUGACCAAACGAAACAGCAAGCACAAGCGGUACAUCCCAGAGUCAAGCCAUCUCUAGGCAAGCCGCAGGGUUUACGCCGCAAGGCGAUCGAGAACAAUGCAACACCGCCAGGCAUUCCGGCACCUCUUGUUACCGCCGUAGAGCGAUCUUUGGACAACGCAAUCGCCAAAGUAGAUUCAAAGUCACCCAGCGCAACCGACGACUGCCGGAGUGAAACAGACAUCGAGUCGGGCCCCGAAGCCUCGGAACAGCCCCCCAUGUUCAACACGGAGAAGAUGAUGAAGUAUCUCAGCCUUGGAUAUGGCACCAGCUGGACACUUAAUCCCAAAGGCUUCGGCGGUGACAAAACGUCUAAAGUCCCAGACGAAAAAGAUCUGAAUUCGAGUACGCACACAAGUCAAGCCACAGAAUCUGCGGACGAACAGUUGCAGGAACUUGAUCCGACUCCAGAUGUCAGUGACGAAGAAGAAACACCAUUCGUUCAGCGGCUGGAGGAGUCCAUUGGCAAGUUCUUGAUUGGCCUCUCUGGUGAUCUCGAAAAUACAGAAUUUGAGGACGAAUCCAAUGACGAGAGAGCCAGUAUUGGUCCAACAGAGUCAAGAUUACCAUCACAGCGGCCGUCAAGCCGUAUUUUCCUCCGCACCCUAGUUGUUGAGAUGUCCACGUCCAGAUUUUCGCAUCUAGACGCUGAAGAACAUCCGCAGUCGAGCGGGAAGGAUGUCGAUAUCGUGUCAGGACAGGGUAAAACAAGUACGUCGGCAUCCGCGGACGGCGCCCACCCAAUUGUCACCCACGAAAAGAUUCAAGUUGCGGUCUACGUUCACCAGCCAUUCAUUUUCGUGUUCUUGUUCCGGUUGCACACACCACACCUUGCGAUGCCUGGCUUUUACCGAGCCAUACAUCAUAUCCUAGGCCCACUGCAAAAGAGCCUCUUGAAAAGCACGGAUCCGGAACGCUGGAGAGAGCGAAUGAGAGCGUCAUUGGGCAUGGAUUCAGGUUCAGGACUCGAAGAUGGGGACAAUCCACAAUCCCUGCCCGACAAAAAGGAUGUCACUGAGAUAUAUGAUCUUCUUUAUGAUCCCCAGAAAUCUACGCUUCAAACCUCAAUCCCAAACAUACCGCUUCCGGGGAGUCUCGCUGCUGAAGGGCUGCAUCGGACCCAACAGAGUCUGCGCCCGAUCACAGUUUCGGGCUCGUGGUACACCCUUGGGAUACCUAUAGGAUCAUCAUCAACAGAGGGCGGCAAAAACUCUUCAGGUCUGCCGAGAAUAAUCAAGAGUGACUGGACCCGCAUUGAGGCUCUGAAUGUCUACACUCACAUUCUCAAUACAUGGGCUUCAACUCGUGACAGGAAUGCUGGCAUCACCAAUGCUCGACCAAAUGGUGAGGAAUUAGAAAGAACAAUCAAAACGGCAAGAGGCUGGUGGAUUGUGUGGAUGAAAGUCUUGCCUUCGAAGCAACACGCCGACGGGAGCGGUGAUGUUCCAAGGCUGUCGACGAAUCAAGCCACAGGUGGUGACCUUUUCGAAUUCUGCGAGAGUGGAUUGCAACGAACCAAGGAUCUUGCCAAAGAAGCAAUUCUCGUCAGAAGAUCUCCCCAUGAACGCACAUCGACAAGCAGAGACACGUCCCGGUCCAGGUCAGAGGCCGGAAGUUCUACCUCAGCUGGGAAAUGGCUCCUUCGUGACCAACCCCGGACUCGAGAAGUCAGCGGCGGCGGGCGCGGCAUGUCUGGAGCUGUUGGGAUGGCAGGAGCCACCAAUGCAAAGGGGGUCACCGAAGGCGUGGGAGUUGACGCUAGAAAGUGGGUUGAGGCGUUGAUUCGAUUGAGUUUUUGA
Messenger RNA from Cladophialophora psammophila CBS 110553, 3000 nucleotides. RefSeq lists its product as uncharacterized. Gene Ontology annotation, biological process: vesicle-mediated transport. Lineage: Eukaryota; Fungi; Ascomycota; Eurotiomycetes; Chaetothyriales; Herpotrichiellaceae. The record is from RefSeq and is a predicted model, not a curated record. The transcript is spliced from 2 exons. Gene Ontology annotation, cellular component: Mon1-Ccz1 complex; intracellular membrane-bounded organelle. Bases 1 to 3000 code for a protein of 999 amino acids.